Molecule: messenger RNA, 1124 nt
Organism: Fomitiporia mediterranea MF3/22
Lineage: Eukaryota; Fungi; Basidiomycota; Agaricomycetes; Hymenochaetales; Hymenochaetaceae
Exons: 4
Coding region: 109-750 (213 amino acids)
Source: RefSeq, a predicted model, not a curated record
CCUCUUCCACCACUUUGCCCAUCCCUUCCCCAUUUGCACAUCGUCUCUGACGGACGACGGCUGACGUACACUCAUCUUUCUUUGUAAAGUCGAUAUUGGCUGUUCGUGAUGACUUCUAAGAAACCUGCUUCAACUGCUGGUCCAACCACAACAGAUGCUCCUGCGCCCGGGGCUCAACCUGCUGGGACUCCCGCCAUUAAUGGCGAGGGCGCUGCCCCGGCCGAUAAUUCUGCUACUGCGGAGGCACCUAGUGCUCCAAAGAAGAGAGGCCGUAAACCCGGCUCAAAGAAGGCUGCUGCAGCACAGACUCCCACAGCUGGACGUCGCUCUCAGCGCCUUGCUGAGAAGCCACAACCCGAGAAGAAGCCCGCCCCUACGAGGGGAAGGAAGAGGAAGGCUGCUGAGCCUAGUGAAGAUGCUAAGAAAGAGGACGCUGAGAAGGAGGGUGCCAAAGUAGAUGCUGUCAAGGAGGGUGAGACAGCUAGCGAGGAGCCAGCCGCUAAGAAGGCUAAGCCCUCAUCAAAAGUGUCAAAUAAACCUGCUUCGACGAAUGCUGCUAACAAACCUGCUUCUGUGGCCAAGGCAUCCUCCUCCAAACCACCAUCGAGGACUGCGAAACCAUCCUCUAAGAAGCCCGCCUCUAAGGCGAGUCUAGUUGAAAAUAAGGAAAAUGGACCUGCACCUGCAGUCCAAGCGCAAGCGACUAUCGCUGAAGAGCCCGAAGCCGAGGCUGCUGCUGCUGCCGCUUAAAAGCUCGGGAAAACAAGGUUCAAACUUGUAGUAUCUUGUAUAAGACUGCGCUAUCUUCCCUUGACUUUCGCUUUCUUCAUGGUUCUGACGUAUCUUUCUCACCUCACCUUAUGCGAUCUGUUCUUUACCCGAGAGUUUUUUUUUCUACUCAUCCGCUUUGUGUGUGUAUAACGUCCCCCUUAGCACCUAUGUUCUUCGUUACAGCUUCCACUCUCGUAUGAAUCCGACCAUUCCGGUCAGGUCAAUAGACUGUGACUCGGCAGUGGCUCAGAAUGAUAUGUCCGAGCGCCAUUGAUUGUGCUUUGGCAUAUCAAACCUGAGUGUGGCUUGGUAUCUUCAUCCCUCCCCUUUAAAUUCUCCCAACCCUCCAUUUU